Molecule: messenger RNA, 4184 nt
Organism: Amphiprion ocellaris (clown anemonefish)
Lineage: Eukaryota; Metazoa; Chordata; Actinopteri; Pomacentridae
Gene: myo1ca
Product: myosin Ic, paralog a
Exons: 33
Coding region: 371-3508 (1045 amino acids)
Biological process (GO): actin filament organization; vesicle transport along actin filament
Cellular component (GO): actin cytoskeleton; cytoplasm; vesicle
Molecular function (GO): ATP binding; actin filament binding; microfilament motor activity
Source: RefSeq, a predicted model, not a curated record
GCCAUUUUUAUAGCUGCAGAGUGAUUACAUGUUUGUAGUUUGGGGAUCUUAGCAACUUUUUCCAAACCCUCUCCGCUCUCUAUUUCCCUGGCUCAUUUUUUCUCAUUAUCAAACAGCAUACUUUCCCUUGACUUUUUUUUUCUUUCAGUGUGACGUGAGAGUGAAGCGAGGAGGAAGAAGGACUUGGAGAAAGAGACCGAGGCUGAGAGAAAGUGACUGAGGGGAUCGAAGUCAAGUUGACGAAUUGCAUUGCCCAUGGGCAAAGGUGGAGGAGAACCUGCAGCUGAGAAAUCUGUUUGACACGGGAGGAGGAGCACCAGCCUGAAGGGGAACCACCAGUUCAGCCUUCUUCCAACAACAACAGGACAGGAUGAGGUACCAAGGCAGGGAGGUGGAUAUUGAAGGCAGAGUGCGCCUGGUGAUGGAGAGUGCUCUGACUGCCCGGGACAGGGUCGGGGUGCAGGACUUUGUCUUGCUGGAGAACUACAAUAGUGAGGCAGCCUUCAUAGAGAACCUUCGGCGACGCUUCAGAGAAAACCUCAUCUAUACAUAUAUUGGCUCAGUGUUGGUGUCAGUGAACCCUUACAAAGAGUUGGAGAUUUACUCCAAGCAGCAGAUGGAACGUUACAGAGGGGUCAGCUUCUAUGAAAUAUCGCCUCACAUCUACGCACUGUCAGACAACACUUACCGGGCUAUGCGGACCGAGAGAAAGGACCAGUGUAUUCUCAUAUCAGGUGAGAGUGGAGCAGGUAAAACAGAGGCCUCCAAGAAGAUCCUCCUCUACUAUGCUGUCACCUGCCCCACUAAUGAUCACAUGGCUAUCCUUGGUGACCGCCUGCUGCAAUCUAACCCUGUUCUGGAGGCAUUUGGCAACGCCAAAACACUUAGGAAUGACAACUCCAGUCGCUUUGGGAAAUACAUGGACGUCCAGUUUGACUUCAGGGGGACACCAGUGGGCGGUCACAUCCUGAACUACCUGCUGGAGAAAUCACGCGUGGUCCACCAGAACCAUGGUGAAAGAAACUUCCACAUCUUCUAUCAGCUUCUGGACGGAGGGGAUGAUGACCUGCUCAUCACACUGGACCUGGAAAGAAACCCUCAGAAUUACCGUUAUCUGGUCAAGGGCAAUUGUCCCAGAGUCAGUUCCAUUAGUGACAAGAAUAAUUGGAAAGUUGUGAUGAAGGCCCUGCCUGUUAUUGGCUUCACAGAGGAAGAAGUGCAGAAAUUGCUGAAUAUCAUCGCCAGUGUUCUCCAUCUGGGAAACACUCAGUUUGGGGAAGGGGAGGAAGGAGACACUUAUAUCACCACUGAGACCCAGACAUCAAAUCUUGCGAAGCUGCUGGGUGUUGAUGGCUCAGCCCUCAGGGAGGCACUCACUCACAAGAAACUCACUGCCAAAGGAGAGGAGAUGAUCAGCCCACUAAACUAUGAGCAGGCAGUGUCUGCCCGUGAUGCCUUAGCCAAGGCCGUGUAUGGUCGGACUUUUACUUGGUUGGUGGAGAAGAUCAACCAGUCUCUGGCUCUGAAGGAAGAAAUCUACCACAGCAGCAAAGACUCCUCGGUUAUAGGGCUUCUAGAUAUCUACGGCUUUGAGGUCCUACAGCAGAAUAGUUUUGAGCAGUUCUGCAUCAACUAUUGCAAUGAGAAGCUCCAGCAGCUGUUUAUUGAACUCACCCUCCGAUCUGAGCAGGAGGAGUAUGAGACAGAGGGCAUCGCAUGGGAGACAGUGCAGUACUUUGAUAACAAGAUCAUUUGUGACCUGAUAGAGGAGAAGCACAAAGGCAUCAUUUCCAUCCUGGAUGAGGAGUGUCUAAGACCUGGGGAGACUUGUGAUGUCUCCUUCUUGGAGAAAUUGGAGGACACAGUGGGCAGCCAUCCCCAUUUCAUUACGCACAAGUUGGCGAAUGGAAAAACUCGCAGGGUAGUGAGUAGGGAGGAGUUCAGGCUGCUACAUUAUGCAGGAGAGGUCAACUACAAUGUCAAUGGUUUCCUGGACAAGAACAAUGAUUUGCUGAACAGAAACCUGAAAGAGGUCAUGUGCCAGUCAGACAACCAGAUCCUAAGUCACUGCUUCCGCAGAGAGGAAGUGAUAGACCAGAAACGACCAGAGAUGGCUGCAACUCAGUUUAAAAACAGCCUGAUGAAACUUAUGGAGAUCCUCAUGUCUAAGGAGCCAUCUUACGUGCGCUGUAUCAAACCAAAUGAUGCCAAGCAACCAGGACGGUUUGAUGAAGUUCUGGUCAGACACCAGGUGAAGUACCUGGGCCUUAUGGAAAACCUAAGGGUCAGGAGAGCUGGUUUUGCUUAUCGUCGUCGCUUUGAAGCCUUCCUACAGAGGUAUAAGCCCCUGUGUCCUGAGACGUGGCCCAAUUGGCAUGGCAGACUCGUAGACGGUGUGUCGACACUGGUCAACCACUUGGGCUACAAAGCAGAAGAGUACAAACUGGGCAGAUCAAAAAUCUUCAUCCGUUUCCCAAAAACUCUCUUCACCACUGAAGAUGCUCUAGAAGCAAAAAAGCCAGAGAUCGCAUUGACCCUGCAGACAUCAUGGAGAGGCUACAGGGAGAGAGCCAAGUACCAACGCAUCAGACGCGCAGUGAUAGUGAUCCAGUCGGGGUGGCGAGGGAUGAAAGCACGCAGGAGAGCUAAAAGGCGUCGUCAGGCUGCUGAAUUAAUACGCAGGUUCAUAAAAGGCUUCAUCUACCGUCAUGAGGAAUACUGUCCUGAGAAUGAGUAUUUCUUGGAUCAUGUACGCUACUCCUUCCUGAAGAACCUGCGACAAAACCUGCCCAAGAGCGUUUUGGACAAAAGCUGGCCGACACCUCCUCCCUCUCUGGUUGAGGCCUCUGAGCACCUACGCAGGCUGCACAUGCGGAACAUGGUCAUCAAGUAUUGCAGGAGGGUGCAGCCUGAAUGGAAGAAGCAGAUGAUGCAGAAGGUUGUAGCCAGCGAGAUCUUCAAGGACCAGAAAGACAGUUAUCCACUGAGUGUUGGAAGGCUGUUUUUGGACUCCAGGCUUGAACGGGAGCAAAUCAAUCUCAAGGUCAUCCAGACUCUUGGCAGUGACAAAGUGCAGUAUGGUGUUUCAGUCAUAAAGUACGACAGGAGGGGUUUCAAGCCUCGCCCUCGCCAGCUGCUGCUCACUAACACCUUUGCUGUGCUGGUGGACAGGACAAAGAUCAAGCAGAGGAUUGACUACGCAGCUCUGAGAGGUAUCUCUGUCGGCUCUCUCAGCGAUGGGAUGUUUGUUCUCCACAUGCCCACUGAGGACAAUAAACAGAAGGGCGACGCGGUGCUGCACUGCAGCCAUGUGAUCGAGGUGGUGACAAAACUAGCCAUGAUGGCCAACAAGACCAGCUACGUCAACAUCAACCCGGGCAGCAUUCGAUUCACUGUGGCUCGAGGCAAGGAAGGAAUAAUUGAUUUCAUCAGGGGUUCAGAGCUGAAGGUGGCCAAAGGCAAACGAGGACAUCUGCUAGUGACCGCCCCACGGAUCAACGCCACAUGAAGAAACAGAAAACAGCAACCAGAUAGACAGUAAUCCUUUUAGCUAAAUGGAGGAUUGCUGCUCAGAAGUUUGUCAUUUGGUAGUUUGCAGCUGACAGAAUCAUACCACAGCCACAUACAGGAAAUGCUCAACAGAAGCAAGAUUCAUUAUUGAUUUGUAUACUGUACAUCUGCAUAUAACACAAAUGUCUUCAAUGUUGCAGUAACUAUUUAUAACCAAGGACAAAAACUCAAAACAUGAAGCCUUCACAGUUCCAAAUUCUUCAUCUCUUUAUUGUAAAACAUACACAACAAUAUUUAUCUGUCAAUAUAAAAUGUCUUCUGUAAAACACUGUAUCUCUCUAUUGCAAGAGAACUAAAACAAACCACUCUGAUAUAAAUAGCAAAUAGCAUGAUAAAUAAAUAUUUCAAUAAAUAGUACAUAUAUCUUUGGAAAGUCCAGUAGAUUGAGGGCGUGGGUGGGGAAAAAGAGGAUGUUGGCAAGUAUUCUCUGCUUUUUCUAACUUACAGUCAGAGCUAAGACAGAAACUCUGGGAAAUACCCAAGAAAACCCUCAAAUAUACAGUAAUACAACAUGUAAAAAAAACAGCAGACUCACUAAACUGAAAACCUUCAUGGAAAGUGUUGACAACACCACUAAAGCACUGAUUAAACAGUUAUUCUACAUUUCUCUCCAA